AUGGCCCUUGGCUGUCUCAUCACGUUGCUACUCGUCCCGUCGCUUGUCUCGGGAGCUGCCAUGCCCUCGCAAGGCGGCGACUCGUCACAGCAGGCGCAACAGAUGGCGGACGAAGCGGUCAAGGCGCUACAGGCCAGAAUAGACCAGAUAAACGCCGCUCUCGCGAAAGUCACGGCGGAGAAGCUGCAGGUUCAGAAAACCGUCGCGCAGCUUGCCGAAGUCGUGAAGAACAAGGCGGCUGCUUUGGCCCAGGCAAAAGACACUGCGAGUGCUGCGACGAAGGCGAAGAUCGCCGCAAUCGCGAAUGCGAAUGCGAAAGCGGCGGAGCUCGCGAAAAACGCGGACAUUGUGAAAAAGGCGAAAGCCGUGGCAGAUGCAGCGGGCAAGGCGACGACCAAGGCGCAAGCAGCUCUCCAGAGCGCAAAAAAGAAGGCGGCAAGUUCGCCGACGAAGGCUAACGCGGCCGCGCUGGAUAAGGCACAGAAGGACUACGACGCGAAGUUCGCAACGUCGCAAACGGCGCUCGCGAGCCUCGCGACUGCAAAUUCCGCCUACUCCACAACCGCCGCAGAUAAAGCUGCAGCGGAUAAGGCGGCGGCGGAUGCGACGGCGAGGGAGAGGGUAUCGUUGAAGCAGGCUUCCGAUGCGGAGGCAGAUCUUAACGACGCGAAUAAGCAGAAGAGCUCGGCGGACAAGCUCGCCGCGGAGAAGGAGGCGGCGGAAAAGGCGGCGACGUCCAUGGCGUCGGCAGCGCGAAUUGCGGCGGACAGGGCGGCGUCGUCGAUGAUCACGACUGUGACUACAACGGGGCUGUCGUCUACCGCGACCGUGACGUCGACGACGAAUACCAACAGCUCAUCUACCGGCAGCACCUCUACGUCCUCCUCCUCCUCCUCCUCCUCUUCCGCGAUUCUCGGCAGCGCGGUCUUUAACGACGACAAGUAUAACUACGCCGUGGGGAUUAACGACUGCGGCCCGCCCAACGACGUCACCUGCAGCGACGCGCCGACGACCUCCACGGGCCGACUCAGCCGAUACGUUAUCCCCAACGGCGGGCGAUGCGCGGGCGCAGUUGCGCCGGUGUGCGCGGGAGGCGGAAUAACGUCGGCGGACUGCGCAACCGCAUGCGCAAACAUGGUCAACUGCACCUUCUGGCAGCACUUCCCCCCUCCUGAAGCGACGCAGUGCACCAACUGCGGAGUGUGCUUCCUCUACAAACCCACUGACCCCGCACCCAAGUGCCAGACCACCAUGAUCUUCGCAGGAGGCCUCAACCGUCUAGAGGCCAACGUCUCCAGGCUCGGCCGACCCUGCACCAUCAAACAGCCGCCGCCGCCUCCUCCCCCGUCUCCUCCACCUCCCCCGUCCCCGCCUCCUCCGUCUCCUCCUCCCCCGUCUCCCCCUCCUCCCACCCCAACCGCAACAAUUCUGUGGAACGACGGCAAGUACCCUACUAUGGGCGUGACAACGUGCACGGCUCCUCUGGACAUCCCCUGCACGGACAACUGCACGGAUAACAGCGGCCUUAGUGGCCGCUACAUGAUUCCCAAUGGCGGGCGCUGCGGCACUGGCUUGACUCCCCGGUGCUUCGGCAACGCUGUUCUGCGCCGGCAGUGCUGCGCGGCGUGCACCAACUCGACUGCGUGCUCCUUCUGGCAGCACUACAUCCCGUCGUCGCUCGCGUGCUCCAACUGCGGUAUCUGCUACCUGUACAAGCCCACGGACGCGCAGCCCACUUGCGAGACGCGCACGGUGGUUGUCGGCGGCGUGACGCGCACGCCAUGUAAACGCCUGGAACACCUCGCACGAGUGCACCUCGCCUGCCUCCCCAGUCUCGACUUGCACCUGGCUGGCAUGCCAAGCCAAAGCUUCAGUUGA
This is a messenger RNA of Closterium sp. NIES-65, 1878 nucleotides long. The record is from the annotation of a GenBank genome assembly. NCBI's taxonomy places the organism in Eukaryota, Viridiplantae, Streptophyta, Zygnematophyceae, Desmidiales, Closteriaceae.